Molecule: messenger RNA, 2641 nt
Organism: Polistes canadensis
Lineage: Eukaryota; Metazoa; Arthropoda; Insecta; Hymenoptera; Vespidae
Exons: 4
Coding region: 755-985 (76 amino acids)
Source: RefSeq, a predicted model, not a curated record
CGCUCGACAGCCACCCUCUCAACGCGCUCUCUACUCUACCUAAUCGUGAUUAGGUUAACGGUAACGUGGCAACAUACGAGAAAUCACUGAAAAACCGAUUCGCCUAGUUUAACAUAUAUAUCGCUCAUUUAAAUAUCUAAUUAAUUAUUAUAUUAAAUCUCUCAUAGUGUGAAUUUUUUUCGAUUAUUAUUGUUAUUAUAUUUUCUUGAAUUUUCUUUCUAUACGUGUACUCACUCAUUCACUUUGUUUCAACACACUCUCAUUCGUAUUCUUUUUCCUACCCUUUCCUUAACCCGCAUCCCACUCCCUCCACCCCUCUUCACAGAUUUUCAUCGUUUGUUUGUAUCAUUAUCAUACUCGACAAUUUUUUCUGUCUUCUUUCUUUCUUUUUAUUUUUUUUAACCCCUUAUUUCCCUUUUUUCUUUUAUUUUAUUUAUUUCGUUUCAUUUGUCACAGUGGGGUGGUGGUUAAUUUGUCACCUUACCUAUCUACCAGAGCAUACAUAUAUACAUACACACACACACACACAACAACGGUGUCGACUUCACAAUCCUACGACGGACCAAAACAAGUUCGAUUUGAUCGAGUUUAUGAAGAUAAUGUACUUCGGACGUGCAUAAGGAAGGAGAUGCACGUGACGUACCAACUUAGUCAAACUUCGAGGUGACAAACGUGAAGUUAAGAAAGGAAGGAAGGAAGGAAGGAAAGAGAAAAAAGACAAGGAAAGGAAAACAAAAGGACAGAAAGACAGAAGAUGCCGGUCGGUGGACGUGUUGCUGGCAAAGUUGGGAUUUAUAGUUCCCAUUACAAUGGUAAUGGUGUGGAUAUCAAGGCAUUAGGUAAAGGUUACAGUGGAAUUAACGAAGAGAUCAUAUGGAUCAGUAUCGGUAUGGGAAUAGCGAUAGCUGUGUUGAUAACGAUAGCACUUUGCUAUAUAGCACGUGAAAAGUGUCGUAAACGUCACGAAGGUUACUAUUCCUCCUGACACACGUUACCCCCGCCCGCUUGGGCGAAUUGUUCAACUUUCACACCAACAACCCCUAGGGUUUACUUCAGCCCCACAAUCUCAAAGGACAAGCCACGAGCUUAUUACAUCACCGUUUAAGUGGAAUGUCACAUCGAUCGAUGAUCCUUUCGAAGUGAGUAAAUAUGUUAUUUCAUUCUUAUUUUUCUCUUCUAUUCUUUUUAUCUUUUUUAUUUUUUCUCUUCUUAACAUUUAUAUGACAAAGAUUAUUUUGUACGAGGAAUUAUCUGGAAAUUCUUUUUUUUGUAUUCUCGAUAUAUUGUAUAUUUACUUUUAAGAAUCUUAGAAUAUGAAAAAAUAGUUUUAAUAUAUACAAUUUGUGUGUUUUUAUUAAUUAAUAUUUUAUUCGUUAAAUAAAAUGGACGGAUAAAUUGAUGGAUGGGUUGAAAAGUUUGCUCCUGGCAGCGCCUAUAAUAUUUUUGUGGUAAAAACAAUUUUGUUUUUGUUUUCGAUAAAUUCGUUAUUAACCCAGAACAGUCAAAAAAGGGAGUUGACCAAUUUGUUAUAAAAUUUGAUCCUCGCAAAUUUGUAACUUUGCCAACGAGGAAUAAUUAUUUGUCUUAUUUAUUUAAAACGAAAUGAGUACAAUUUUGUCACGUAAUAUUGUUGAAAUAAAAAUUUGAUCGCUACAAAAAAAUACUAAUAUUUCCAAAGAGAAAAAAAAGAAAAGAAAAAAAAAAGAAAAGGAAAAAACGUAUAAAAAUCUCGUCGUGAAGAAAUUGGGACGAGUUUGCUUAAGAGGAUAAAAAAAGAAAAAGAAAGAAAAAUAAGAAAAGAAAUGUUGAUAUCUUUGAAAAGAAAAAUCUCGUAAAAGGGAAGAGAACAACGUCCCAUCAUGUAAGAUAAACUAGAAUGAGACCUCAGAAAAUGAGAUUUUGGUUGAUCAUAAAUCACCGAGAUGCACCAAAGAGAGUUGCAUUGGAUUUUUUUUAAGUCGAUCGUGAUACGCAUGCAAAUCUUCUUCUUCUUCUUCUUCCUCUUCUGCUUUUUCUUCUUCUUCAUAGUUCAAGCCUGCGCGCAUUUUAUAUUUCCUACUAUUUUCCUGUUUUUUUUUUCUCUUUUUCCUCCAACCCCUCACACGCCUCCCUUUGUAUUUUCCUCCUCUUUCUCUUUUUCCCUUUUUCUAUUUUUCCAGCAAAGUAAAAGAAAAAUCCGAAUUUUACGUUUCUCAUAGAAGACAAAAUUGUACGACGUAUACUCCACUGCUGUUGCUGGCUGCUAUGUGGGUGGUAGUGUCACCCACAAGUUUCUAAAACGUAGUAACAAUCGUUUCGAUUGAACUUACUUUUAUUUUUAGAAAAAUAUAAACGAGUUUCCUUUAUUUUCUUCUUCUUCUUUUUUUUUUUUUUUUUCUUUCUAUUCCUCCCCAUCGUAAUAGGGCACGAAACACACUUUUCAACCCAUCCUCGUAUUUUAAGGACACGAUCGUUUUAAUCUAAAUUUAAACUAUAUGUUUAUAAUAAAAAAAAAAAAAUAAAAAUAAAAAUAAAAAUACAAAUACAAAUAAUAUUGCGCACGAAGAUAAAAGAAAUAAAAAGGAUGACGAUUAUAAAUCGUCAUAGAAAAAUUCUUCCAAACGAUUAUCCACGUACCUUCCGAUAAGAAAAAAAAAAAAAA